GAACUUUAUCCGCUAUAUCUGAUGGAAUGCAAUACAGUUGGAGUGCACCAACUUUACCAAUUCUCCUCAGUGAAAAUGCUCCCAUAGAAGUUACCACGAACCAAGCUGAAUGGUUGGAGUCCAUCCUUAUGAUUGGAGCUUGCUUUGGACUUCCGAUUACUAUGUUCCUUGUAGACAGUAUUGGAAGAAAAAAAUCACUGAUAACUUCCGCGACAACAACUAUGUUAGCAUGGAUUGUGAUCGCUGUAGCACCGAGAGUGGAGUACAUAUUUGUGGCAAGAUUUUUUGCAGGAAUGGCUGGUGAUAUGGCAUUUGUAGCAGCGCCUAUGUAUAUAGCAGAAAUAGCAGAUCAGAAAAUCAGAGGAUUUUUGUCCAGUCUAAUCUAUAUCAUGAUGUUGACUGGUGUAUUAACAAUGUACUGUGUGGCGCCGUUCGUUCCGCUUUGGGGCCCCUGUCUAUUAGGAAUCGUUAUCAAUUGUAUAUCACUAAUUGUAUUUCCUUUCCAGCCAGAUUCACCGUAUUAUCUCCUAUACAAAAAUGAACCUGAAAAAGCUAAAGCCGCACUUCGGAAAUUACGGUCCACGGACAAUGUGCAAGAAGAAUUCAUAAAUAUAUCUGUGGCAAUAGAAAGACAAAAAGGAGAGAAAGGGAGGUUCAUGGAUCUGUUUCUGAUAUCAAGUAAUCGUAAAGCACUGGUGAUAAUGGUGAUACUCAACAGUUCACAACAUUUGAGUAGUAUCAGCGUUAUGUUGAUGAAUUUACAUUCUAUUUUGGAAGAAGCUGGAUCUUUCUACGUAGCAGCUUCUACAGGAGCCAUAAUUUUCUCAGCAACUAUGAUUGUUUCCGCCAUGUCUGCUUCUCUGGCUAUUGAUAAUUUUGGGAGGAAGGUAUUAUUAUGUUGUUCAGGAGUUGUAGCUGGACUUUCAUUGAUGGUUAUGGCGGUUUACUUCACGUUGAAAAAUAAUGGAGUCGAUGUUUUGAAAGCUAGCUGGUUACCUUUAGUUAUGAUUAUAUUAUAUGCUGCAUCAUUCAAAUUCGGUAUUGGUUUGGUUCCAGUUGUACUCACAGCUGAAUUAUUCCCAGCCAAAGUGAAAGCUUUUGGCAUGACUAUCUCAGACUUGAGUUACGUGGGAUUUUCGGUGAUAACUAUAGAGAUUUAUCAUUCUUUGAGACAUGCAUUUGGGAUUCAAGUUCCAUUUUAUGUAUUCUCUGUUUCUUGCUUCCUCACUGUUCUGUUUACAAUCCUCUAUAUUCCAGAGACGAAGGGUAAAACUUUAGAAGAAAUUCAGAUGAUUUUGAAGAAAACCAACUCAACUGUCACUGAAAAUUCAAAAAUAACACAGUUCGAUAGUACACAUUCGCAGGUCUACAGAAACGAGGGAUUUGUAGAGUGCUGAGGAUGAUUUUUAGAAAUUCCAAAUUCAUAUGGAGAACUCAUGAAGUUUGUUUGAUUGAAUGGUAGAAAUAAGGUUUCUUGAAGUUUGCGUAAUUGAUGACUUGUUCAAAAAUAUUCUUUCGUUGAAUGCAACUAUAUAUUAUAUAGUUGUUUCGUUGUU
This is a messenger RNA of Leptinotarsa decemlineata (Colorado potato beetle), 1556 nucleotides long. RefSeq names its product facilitated trehalose transporter Tret1. Lineage: Eukaryota; Metazoa; Arthropoda; Insecta; Coleoptera; Chrysomelidae. Gene Ontology annotation, cellular component: membrane. Gene Ontology annotation, molecular function: transmembrane transporter activity. The record is from RefSeq and is a predicted model, not a curated record. Gene Ontology annotation, biological process: transmembrane transport.